Messenger RNA from Ectocarpus sp. CCAP 1310/34, 327 nucleotides. The record is from the annotation of a GenBank genome assembly. Lineage: Eukaryota; Phaeophyceae; Ectocarpales; Ectocarpaceae.
AUGGUACCCAGCGAUGCAACCCACUUCCCACGCAAGGGGUACACGGUGAGCGUCCACUACGUCGGAAAGAAACAGACCAUUCAGUUUUUGAUUCAAGCCAUGCGAGGCACACGCCCCUCCAGUGCAAGAUCGGGCUUGGACAACUCAUCAGAGGUUGGGAAGAGGUUCUCCCCAAGAUGAGCGUUCACCAGAAGAUACGGUUGACCGUACCGCCAGACUACGGGUACGGGAUGAACGGCUACCCUCCGAUAGUGCCGGCGAACGCCACCUUGAUUUACGAGAUGGAACUCUUGGGGUUCGCCGCGCCAUAGUGAAGCGCAUGCGAGC